AGGAAAUUGAAGUUGCCUCCUACUGCCGUAUCUGCUGCUUGUUUUCCUGGUGUUUUGCUCCGGCCGCCGGAGAAGCGUCACGUGGGCUCGAUCGUUUUCUGCCUCCUGCUUCGUCAUGGUAAGUGUUUUUGCCAUGACGCUUCUCAGCGUCGCAGUUUGCUGUUAACGGAUCGAACAUGGCAGCUGGAACCCUGGAGAGCCACUGAACUUAGGUGACUCAUCACAAGGUCCUGCCUCUCACCCUUCAGCGCUCAGGCGUGGUGCACUCAAAAGAGAUUCCUCCGGGCAUUUGUAUGCACGAUGAACCUAGUUCAAACCAUGCCGUCUCCAGUUAAAAAGACUUAUGGCAGUGCUGGGAAAGACCUUCGUGCGCUACCUCGGUGAGCUGCUGCCAGUCAGAUCCUGCAGAAUUGGAGUGCAAGGACCAAAGGCAACAUACCGUCUUCUACAGUCAAAGGUUGAGAGCUGUUGUACUCAGAAUGGAAAGAUCCCAAGAUGGCAGAAAAUAUCACAGAUAGAGCCACUGUCAACAGUGAACUGAUGACUCCUGAGAUACCUGCUGCAAGGGAAGCAGGAAAUGCUGUUUUCAUCCCAAAGUGCAUUAAAGACAAAAAAUAUACAUUAGCAGUUGUUGCCGUCAUCACAGCUUUGGUCAUUACUAUAAUCGCAUUGGCUGUUAAAAAGCCACAGCCCUGUCCGCUGUGUCCUCCCCCUGUCGAUGCUGCUUGCCCAGAUCGCUGGGUUGGGUACCUAGGGAAAUGCUAUUAUACAUCGGAAGACAAAAGGAACUGGAGCGACAGUGAAUCUAGAUGUUCCUUCCUUGGUGCCUCUUUGGCUGUGAUUGAUACCAAGCCGGAUCUGGAUUUUUUGUGGAAUUUUACUCGUCCCUCUCAUCAUUGGAUUGGUCUUUCAAGAGAAGCAGCUCAGCCCUGGAAAUGGCCCAAUGGGACAGAGUUUGGAAACCAAUUUACAGUGCGAGGAGAAGGCUUUUGCGCUUACAUAAAUGACCUUGGGGUCAGCAGCACCAAGUGCGCUGUGGUGAAGAACUUCGUCUGCAGCCUGGCGGAUGCUUGCGCCAAGAGGAAACAAAACAUCAACAAAAGGGAUACCUUGUGAUCCUCAUUUGUGUAAGGCGAGCACUACUGGCUCUUUAGAGAUGCAAGUCUCACUGGUAGAACCACUCUUUCUGCAGCUAGUUCCAGAUACAAUGCUCCAUUUUGUUAUCUGCCUAUAAGAGAGAUUUAUCAAGAAUAGCAGCAACUGUCUUGUCACUGCGUUUGAACCUCACCUAUGCCAUAAACUCACAAUAUGGCCUUAGACUACCAUUGCCUUAUCAGCCACGGGCUGUUGGACUCCCAGCAGCCUCUGCCAGCAUGACCGGUGGCAUGGGAUUAUGGGAGUUGUAGUCCAAAGCACCUGAAGCUUGUUGUAUGGCUGAACUGUGGCCUGAAAGACACAGUUCCUAAGUCAAUCACCAGCUGAGAAGCUGCCUUCCAUCUUGUCUGAGGAAUCAACUGUGAGCAGAACACCCAGCAAUCUGAGGCUGUGUGGACGCUUGCCCAAUACACAAUGCUUUGGCCAAGGACCCAAACACGCUUGCCGGUUCUACCUGAAAAGGAAGAAUUGCAGGAGACAUGUAAAUGAUUGCUGACCCGUGUGAAUGUAGUCCCUGCAAGCCUUGAAUCGCCACCGUCCCAUGGUCUUGAUGUGCUCAGGGUCCAUGCCCCAGGCAGCAGCGGUUGUGGCGGCCCCAAUGUGGAACAACUGACCAGAGAAGUGACUGGGGUUGCGCCGCACGCAAAAAUAACUUUUCUCAAAACUGCAGUGAAUUGGCGCCUGGGCACGGGUUGUGUGUUAGCUUGAAUAAAGAGGGGCCCCUGGUGGGCAGGCCUGACCUUCAGGAACCUUCUCAUGUCGCAGACUGAGUGAGGGCCGCUGCGGGGGGAAGGGUCCAGAUCAGGAAGUGCCUUGACGCAACUGAUCAGUUUUGGAGGAACGUAUUCUGAACUGGAGGGAGCCCUCGUGGAAGGUCACGCCAUUAAGCAACCAGCCUCCAUAGGAUGAUGCAGUUGUACCCCCAGUGUGCUCACCCAAUAGGCAGAGCCCUGAAGAAUGCCAGAGAAUAUGCGGCCCAGAAUAACUUCACCUCAAAACUGGACCAGGAUACACUGUGCAGCUUGCACCAAAUAAGCCGCCAUGUCUCAAAAAGUAAUAGGCUUUCUAGCAUCUAGCAAUGGGGAGUGCCUACGGCACCAUCCCUCAAUGAGCUUUUUCAUGUGAAAAUUAUUAUAAGGGUCGGGCAGCUGAAGAAAAUAUUUGCUGAAAUAAGAAAUAGUGGCCCUGUGAAGGGUCAUGGUCUUAAUGGCCAAGCCUUUCUGCUCGAGGAAGACCAGGUAUUGUAGCACAUCAGACUUGGCUGCUGGGUGCCUGUGAGAGGAGCCAUGCCUGGCCCUGAAUGCUUCAAAUGUGGACCAAGCUCUUAUAUAGGCCCUUAUCUUGUCCAAUUGCCCAUAGCUCUUCUGGGAAAGUAUCUGGUAGGUGGGCAGCCUUGGGCACCAGGUCGCAGAAUCUUUCCAUCUAGAAGCGAGAUAAAGCAUCCGCAAUGUUAUUGUUAAGACCAGGAACAAAUUUAGCUGAGAACGUGAUGUUACCUUGAAGGCGUUCUAACACAAAAAAGCGACACAACCUGCUGACACAAUGUGAUUUGCGCCGGGUCACAACCACCACCCACCUCUGUAGUAGGUAAGCGGCUACUGCUGGACAUCUGUUUUUUAGGACCAACUCAUUGCUCCAUCUGCGCUUCAGGAUUUCCCCCUGAAGCUGUGACUGCCGCCUCCGCCUAGAAAACAUUUGAACAAGCUGAAUGAAAAAGGGUCUUAUUUAGUCCCUUCACCUCUGUUUAACUUUUCACAUUCCUUAUCGCAGUGCUAUUUACUUUGCAAGGAAGCACGUUCAGGCCUUAUCACUUUCUUGCAGAGGGAACAUUAUUCCAAGCUAGCAUUGCUUCAAAGAACAGUUCCCAUCUUGUGGUUUGAACUUGCCAGUGCUGGUCUCAAGUUGUGAUUUUAAGGGUUAGGGGCAGGUCAUUAAUACGUUGGGACCAAAAAACUCUCUAAUGUGAAUGUUAAAAAAUUCUGUGUA
This is a messenger RNA of Podarcis raffonei (Aeolian wall lizard), 3141 nucleotides long. RefSeq names its product C-type lectin domain family 2 member D-like. The transcript has 8 exons. NCBI's taxonomy places the organism in Eukaryota, Metazoa, Chordata, Lepidosauria, Squamata, Lacertidae. The record is from RefSeq and is a predicted model, not a curated record. Bases 496 to 1116 code for a protein of 206 amino acids.